UCGGGAAUAGAGGGAGUGAAUUAGGUAUAAAUAUAUAACGCUGCAGGCUUGAGCAUCAAAUUCUGCUGCCAUCCACAGCACAGCAAGAACCUCUGGCCAGAAGAAAAGUUCCAUCAUGAAGUGGUUAUCUGCAACAGUAUUCCUCUUGGGUCUAAUCAUCUGUCUAUCAGAAACUCUUUCAAUGGACAGGAUCAAAGAGCACUUUCCAGUGCACAGAGACAGGCGUAUGGUUGGAGGAUCUCUGGCCAAAACCCACGUUCCCUGGCAGGCCAUGGUGUACCUCAGCAAGAAUAUUCUGGAUGGUGGCUUUGCUGGAGGAGCUCUGAUCGCACCCCAGUGGAUUCUGACUGCGGGCAGAAACCUCUUCGUGAGGAAGACUCGAGAACACACAAAGGGAAAAGAGCCUCUAAUUCCAAAAGUCUACCUUGGGAUCAUCCGAAGUGCCGAUGCUGGUCCCUCUACUGAAGUGGAGGUGGAGAAGGUAUUCCUACACCCAGGCUUCCAGAACACCUCAGACUGGGACAAUGACCUUGCCCUGAUCCAGCUGAAGAAGCCGGUGACCUUCAACGACAAAGUCUUCCCCAUCCCUCUGCCUGAGCACGGAGAGGACCUAGCUGAGAAAGAGGGAGAGAGGGGCAUCAUUGCCGGAUGGGGCUGGGGCGUGCUUUUCACUCCCGCUGAAAUACUGAAGUUCCUCCCUCUGCCUGUGGUCAAGUGCCAGGGGGAGUACUCAUCUAAGGUCGCAGAAAGCGUUCCAACUGUGGACGAGAACAUGUUCUGCACAGGACCCAGCAAUUUAUUGGAGAACGUUUGCUUUGGAGAUGCAGGAGGUGCUCUCGCCUUCCUUGAAACCAAAACCAACAGAGUUUACGCUGCUGGCAUCCUUUCAUUCGACAAGGCAUGCAACGUAGAGCAGAAAGCUGUUUACAUGAAGAUCUCGGCCUACCUGCCCUGGAUCCACAGCGUCAUGAGGGGAGAUUCAGAGAAGUUUUCUUCUCUCCGUGCCUCACUCAUGAUGGAUAUGUAUACAAGAAAACCAUAGAUGAACUGUACAAAAUUUGUAUUUUUAAUGCCAGUAAACUGCUUUUCUCAAGACGUU
Messenger RNA from Pygocentrus nattereri (red-bellied piranha), 1099 nucleotides. Its product is annotated as haptoglobin. Lineage: Eukaryota; Metazoa; Chordata; Actinopteri; Characiformes; Serrasalmidae. Gene Ontology annotation, molecular function: serine-type endopeptidase activity. Bases 116 to 1042 code for a protein of 308 amino acids. The record is from RefSeq and is a predicted model, not a curated record. The transcript has 4 exons. Gene Ontology annotation, biological process: proteolysis.